This is a messenger RNA of Heterotrigona itama, 2069 nucleotides long. Lineage: Eukaryota; Metazoa; Arthropoda; Insecta; Hymenoptera; Apidae. The record is from the annotation of a GenBank genome assembly.
AUGAAACUAGUAGAUUAUCUCGUACUCUCUACCACAAAAAGCCACUAUGUUUAGUUUUCGCGGCAAACUCGGGGUGGGUGAAACGGAGUUAAAAGCAGCAGUGAAUAUAAAAAAAAAAUACUCCCAUGCCGAGAAUCACUGCAUCAUGUUUGUGGAAAACUUAGAAAGAGGAUUUUAUCGCUUAGUAAAACAUGAUAGAUGCCUGCUACUGGUUAACUUUGACGUCGAUGCUAUUUGUGCCUGUAAAAUUUUGCAAUUACUUUUCAAGUAUGAUAACAUGAUAUAUACACUUGUACCUGUUCAAGGUGUUCAAGAUAUGAUUCGUGCUUUUGAAGAAAAUUGCGAAGAGGUAAAAAAUAUUAUUUUUAUAAAUUGCGGCGGUACACUAGACUUAGUAGAAUUAUUGCAACCAGCAGAAUCUGUGAUAUUUUAUAUCCUUGAUAGCCACAGGCCUUAUGACUUGUGUAACAUAUAUUCGGAGGAUCAAGUACGCAUACUUGGUAAACCUGAUGAAGAUGAUGAAAUUCCAGAGUAUAAUGAUGUAUUCAGAGAUGAUUCUUCUGAUGAAAACGAAACGGAUGAAGAAUCGUCAACUGAUAGAUCCCAGACAAAAAGGCGAAGGUUGAAUGAGGAAGAUAUUAUCAAAAGAGCUGGACGAAGAGAAUGGUCUGAAAAAAGGGCAACUAUUUUGUUCAACUAUACACAGUACAGCUACUACGGCAAAUCGAGUGCAAUGAUUAUGUUUGAAAUGGCAUGGAGUAUGACAAAGGACAAUUUGGACAUGAUUUGGUGGGCUAUAAUUGGUUCUACGGAACAAGCUAUUCUUGGUAAAGUAGAAUCAAGAUUGAGCGUUCUUGAAGAAGGUUUCCUUCAAGCUCAUGUAUCUAGAUUAACUCAUAAAAAGGGAGCUGAAGUUGAUAAGCAACAACAGCAACAAAGUGCAGUCAAAAUUACUUAUGAUAAAGAUCUCUUGCUUGUAUUAUAUCGUCAUUGGACUGUAGAAGAUAGCUUAAGACAUUCAGUACCAACAGCAGUAUCGUUACGACUUUGGUCUCUUAGAGGAGAACAACGGUUAAAGGGAUUGUUGGCAGACAUGGGUUUGCCUCUAGCACAAUCAAAACAACGAUUUUCAGCAAUGGAUCUUGCGCUUAGACAAGAAUUUAAACAAAUGGUUGAAAAAUUAGCAGGGAAAUAUAAAGUAGAUACUAUAAUUGGAACAAGCUUUACCCUCCAAUAUGGUUACAAAUUUAAAUACUGUGCUUCAGAUAUAGUUUAUGCUAUGCUCGCUUUAAUAGAAUCUUCUUCAAAAACGAAAUUACCGCAAGGCUGUUUUUUAGAUGCAUUGGACUGUUUAUCUCGUACAAAGAAAGACAUUUUAGAAAGUGGCAUAGAAAAAGCGAAACUUAUGCUUAAGACUGUUUUUAAGACUGCACAGACUAUAUUGCAAUUGAAAGAAAUUAGAAACACCGGCUCAUUUCUGUAUAUAAUUAUUCCAGAAGGAAGUGCUGACAAUUUUAUAUUCGCGCACCCAUACCCAUUAAUGAUGUUAGCACAGUUUACUCUAAAGGCUUAUGUAGACUCUUCAAAAAACAGGCGGGCACCGGAAUUGCCACUUGUAGCUUCUGCAGUGUACAAUGCAGAAGAGAGAAUAUGUAUAAUGAUUGGUAUACCACCAGUGUGUGAAGAUCAACCCAGAAGUAAUAAGACUGAAAAUUGAAGAAAGGCCAAAAUUUUUGGAUGCUCUCGCAUCUCUUUUAGCAUAAAAUUUUAGUGACUUAUUUAAUAUGUAAAAACAAGAACUUUUUCCUUCAUAUAUUUAUUUUUUUUUAAAUAGUACAAAAUAACGAUAAUGAAAUCUUUUUAAAAAUACGACGGGUUGAAUCAAAUAUAUUUUAUUUUUUGUGACAAAUUGCAAUUGACAAACGUAAGUUAAUAGUAUUUUCAUUUAUGUACGAAACAAUAAGAAAUUUAUUCAAUGAUGCACGGAAUAAAUUAAUGAUACACUAACGUAAAAUGAUAUGUAAUAAUUUUUAUAUAAAAACAGAAUUUGGAAAAAAAAGAACUACGAA